UACCAGAGAAAACGGUCGUUCGCAUUCAUCACUAGAAAGAAAAUUCCCGGACGAGCCCCCCACCAGAAGAAGUCAUCCUCCCCUAGAAGGAAGCAUCAUCGCCCAGGAAGUACAGUCCGCUGGAGAACCGUAGCCAGCAUAAAAGCGUACUUCCGCUCUUAUGCCCUACUUGCUUCUCCCCGGAUAUCCGAAAACUUUAAUCGUAAAGUCUUAAGGCAAAUUAAAAGGAAUUUGCGACAGGGAACAGUCAGUCGCUCUGACGGCUGACAUUUUGGUGGCUCCAGAGAGGAGCGUAUCGCAAAUUCUUUUAACUUGCUUAAGCUUUAUCAAAAGACUCUGGAAUAGUUGCUUUAAACUAUUUUGGAGAAUAUUUGUUGAAAAAAAAAAAAAAAAAAAUAUUAUCAUUGCCAUUAGCAGUAGAUAAUUUGAGUUUCGGGAACUUUCUAAAUAGAUUAACAUAGCAAUUCUCUGUACUAAAAUGGAGUUUGUGGCUAAUCCAAAUGGUCAUUGUCGCCUUUGCACGAAGAAAGAUCGUGCAAUGGUCGAAAUGAUAACUUGCGAUGAGUGCGAUAGGUGGUUCCAUUUAUCUUGUGUGAAUCUUGAUAAACGGCCACCAAGAUCAGAGGACUGGUACUGUAUGAAAUGCCAGCAGCGUAAAAAAGAAUACGCUGCAAUGACGAAGGACUUGGAAGUGACAAAUAUGGCACUCCAAGCAAAAAAUGGCAGCAGCAGGGCAAUUAUUGAGCUGAUGAGAAUACACGAGAGGACCAUGUUAUCCCUCGUGACUUCCAUUCAGAAUACGAACAUGAAAGAAGACGCAAUGUCAGUAAAUUCAGGAAACUCGAUUGAAUGGAAAAGUUAUUAUGAAACCUUGCCUAAGAUUAUCGGUAAUGCCAGAGGAAUGGAGCAGCAACCAAAGCUGCACCGAUAUGAUAUGCUGCAGCCAAGUACGACUGGUGGAACAACUGGAAUUACAAUAACCACUGGCUCAGAGGAGAACACAAGCGAUUCUGAAGAGUUAGAAUAUGAUAGUAAUGAAAAUGAUUUUGCCGGAUUCGAUGAGGACUCCGCUGGUAGCGAGAACGGAAUGUUAAGUUCUCCAAGAUCCUCAAGUACGAUUUCCGAUUUCACAAAUUCUGAAAAAGUCCAAGAACUGGAAGCAAAUCUUUGGUCGUCUACGGAAGCAUUUGGGGAAAAUGUGGUUGCCUCGGUGAGAAGUGCCACAUUAGGAUCUACCGACGAACAGAACAAAAUGGAAUCUGUUGUUGGUAUGGCACCAGCACCUGGGAAUGCAUUUGACAAUAGCGCUAAAGUUUUAGCUAUGUCUACCAUGGUGACUAAGCGAAAAGUCACCGCUCCUGUCAAUGCUCUCGAUGAAGCCUUCAGUGUACCCUUUGCAUAUGAAUGGAAAAGGGAAUUGGUUUAUUAUGCAAAUUUGGAUGGCAAUAGUAAAGAUACAAAUAAUUAUAUCAUCAUGCCACUACACGGGGGGUUAACGUCGGAUAAUUUUACGUUUAAGAAAGAUUCCGUGGGUGGAUCAUCAGAUGAAGAAAUUAUACGAAGUGCCAGAUCAUAUGGAUUAACGCCUCGACGACCUAUACCAGAACCACUUUCUGGAUACAAUUUGGGUAAACGAAUCCCAAAGACUAAAAUGCUCAAAGAAACAAGUACACCGCCAUGUGUGUCGUUGGUAUGUGCAUCAGUAAGUCCAUCAGGUAUAACUCCUUCAUUGCGCUCGAAUUCGCAAACCCCUCCUGAAUCAAGAGGAAUAAGAACUGGUUCCCAAGUUACCUUUGUGUGUCGAAUGAGGAACCAGGUAGCGAACCACCUUCGACUGUGGAAAAAUGUUCGAUUGAAGAAUUCGCUCGUUAAUGAUUGGACUGAAUUGGAAAAUAUUUUCCAAAAAAAAAAAACGGCACAAAGUAUCAGGGAGAUUGGAUUGGAGAAAAGUAUGCAGAGACUAAUAUUUGAAUGGAAAAUAUCAAUUUUAUUACUUCCAAACAUAACUUCGAUCCUGCUUGGACGAAAGACAAAAAAAAAAAAAUUAAUGUUCACAAAUGUUGAAAUAGAAGAAUUUUAAAGGGAAAUAAAAAUCAUGUUAAGGUAAGACAUUCAUUAUUUAGAAGAAAGAAGGAUGUUAAAGUACUAUACGCCCAAAAAAUUAUUAGUUAAAACAAAAUUAUAUCCCUUUAUUAACACCAAGAUUAGAGUCAUGAUAGCUCUUCUCUCACGUGUAGGGACUGCAGUAAACGCGUUUCCAUUUUAGUAUAAUGGAAUGAAUUAUUUUAGACCUUUCUAUGUUCAAAAGAUAGAAAUGUCAAAAAGGGGAGUUAUUUUCACUUGUUUAGUUACACGUGGAUACAUAUCGAAAUGGCAGAAAAUUUGAGUACCGAUGCCUUUUUCGUAUGCUUUAGGAAUUUUCAGUGUCGCAGAGGUAAAGUAACUCAGCUUUACAGCGACAACGGAACUAAUUUUGUUGGAGCCGAAAGAGAGUUGAAACGCCUCCUACAAGAACUCGACACAAGAAUGAGACAAGGAGAAGCCGCAGAGUUAGAAAUUUCAUGGGUGUUUAACCCUCCAGCGGCUCCACAUUUUGGAGGCGUAUGGGAGAGGUUAAUAGGAAUAAUAAAGAAGGCGCUUAGUGUCAUGAUAGACGAUAUGUCUAAAAGGACACCUACGAGUGAAGUGCUGCGAUCAGCCUUUAUUCAAGCGGAGUGGUUUGUUAAUUCACGUCCUUUGAUACAUAGAGCUUUAAAGGAUGUGAAUGAUGAGCUAUUAACCCCCUUCCAUGCGAUUUUAGGAAGGCCGGGACAAUAUGCACCAACCAUACGUCGAGAUGAUUUCACUCACGGAUGAGAACCAGGUACUCUACUACGCCAGCGACACGACGAGCAUCGUAAUCCACUGCCAGCAUACAAUAAUAUCGCCACCCUAUAAAGAGGCCGUAGUUAGGUUAGAUUUUGAUUGUAAAAUUCAAAGUAAUAAAAGUGUUAUAUAUGGAUUUGUGAAUAGGGAAGAAAGGAAAACAAACUUAUAUUUUAAAGAAAGAAUUCAAAUAGAUUUCAAUUUAGAGCAGAAUAAAACUGAAUUACCGAAAUUAAAUAAGCCUGCAAAUCCAUUUAAUAACAAAAUUUUUACAAUAUUAACAAAUGAUGAUAAGAAACAAGAUGUAGGUGAACCCAUAUUUGAAUAUGUAAUAAUGGGUGUAGGAUUGAUAGGUAUUAUGUACGUGGUAAUAGUUAUCUAUUUACGUAUUAAAAAAUGUAAUACAACACGAAAUUCCAGAAGACCGGCGGAGUGUUUGUUUCCACUUCCGCGAAAUACGGCUGAAAGUUCGUUAUAAAAUUAGGUCUUUGCAAUUAUUUAUAGGAAUAAUAAACUUAACAGAGAGGACGAACGCAAAUUUUAUCAUUAAUUCACGAUCAUUCAUUCAUGACAAUCGCUCGAUUAUCAAAUAGGGUAAACCUUCUAGAAGAUUUACGGGGCCGGGAAUGUCGAGCGUAGAGCUUGCGUCAGUUGCACUGGCAUUAUUAAAUUUAAUUAUCAACCACAAAAACAACGUGCUUAAAGGAGCACUAUGAUCGAGAAGCGAUUUGAACCGAUAAGGCGUUUCCGGCGCAGUCGUGAGAGCUAUUAAUUUUCCAUCAAUUCUCGCAUCCCAUGUGCAUCAAUAAGCGCUAAUUCAAAUAGCAAAGGAAGCUUAAGUUGGGUCGAGACGCCAGGUAAUCUGGUGCCGAUGGCAAUAGUAAAAUUAAUUAGCAAAGACCAUGACGAAAUGCGAAGGGACAAACAUAAACAAUUGCCCGAAAAGGAACAUUAAAUGAAUAUCGUCAAAUCAGCUCUCGGAAGGUUGCGGUAAUAAAAUAAUUUAAUACGUAAUUCCCGAAAGGACUGCAAUAAAAGAAGGAAAGGUAGUCUGGCGACGGUCAUGUUUGAGUCUGGUAGAAAUAUGAAUUGAUUACCCGUGCUGACAAAAACCAACAAGUUUUGAAAGCGUCGGUACGUGAUAGGGAAUAGAGAAGGAUAGCGCGAAAUGCAAGCGCAACAUUGAAUACCAAAUUCUAUGUAGUAGUGAGGUAGAUAGGAAUUAUUUACCCGUGCUGACGAAUGGUAACGUCAGCAUCUAAGGAGAAAGGGAGAUAGUAAUAAAUGUUGCACUGCAUGUCGUGCAACAUCUUUAAUAUUUUACCAUAAGAUUCAUGUAUAUAUAGUUUAAGAAAAUUAAAAAAUAAA
Messenger RNA from Malaya genurostris, 4233 nucleotides. RefSeq lists its product as uncharacterized. Lineage: Eukaryota; Metazoa; Arthropoda; Insecta; Diptera; Culicidae. Gene Ontology annotation, cellular component: transcription factor TFIID complex. The coding region runs from base 479 to 2080 and encodes 533 amino acids. The transcript is spliced from 2 exons. The record is from RefSeq and is a predicted model, not a curated record.